AGAAAAACUUGCUUCAAAAAGUUGUUGAUUCUCUUUGUGGAAAAAUAUACUUUAUGUAACGAUGGUGGAAAAACAUAAAGAUUUGCUAGAAUGAGCGACUUAACACCUGAUGAGGUAGGAAUCACUAGUUAUACAAUAAGUCAACAAACCUUUUAUUAACGCAAGAUCCCGAUAGGAAAACAGCACAAAAAAAGAUGCUUUUACGUACCAAUGUAUCACGUACACAUGCAUGAAUAGAGCCAUUUAUUGUAAGCUAUACAUUCAUACUUUUCACUUUGGUUUAAAUUCAUCGCGAACUCUAUCAGGCAGCCUGUAAGUGAAUUUUGAAGUGUUGUUGGCUGGGAAAUCUCAGAUUCGGCUACAUUUAAUAUGGUUUUGUUCGUAGUGCCCAACCCUACACUAGCUGGUGAAGAGUUCUUAAACUUUUAUACAUGUCGCUUACGUUUUGAGAGCUUUUGUGAAUGACUUCAUUCAUAUAUUUCAUUCAUUUCAUUUCAUUCAGAUCCUUGAUUAUUCAUCUAACUGCUUCCCAAUGGAACACUCAAUCUCUUGCUAGAUUCAAUGAGUAAAAUUUUCCAUUUUCUUCCUAGUAUACAGUGUAGCUUGUCCAGCUGUAUUAAUUACCAUGACAUCAUUAUAAUGAGUGAAGAGUUUGUUCCUUGGGACAGAGGCUAAGCCAAAGCCUUAAAUAAGAUAAUAUUGUUACACAUUAUAAUUACAAUUAACUACUUUAUGGACAGAACAUAAUCUAAAACCUUUUUUUAAUUUGGGUAAUUUACAGUUUAAAUAAGUUUAUUAAUUUUAAAUAGCUUAUCAAGUGGAUCUGAGCAUAUCUUGCUUGUAGUAAUGUAUCGGUCAAAUUGAAGCUUCAACAUGCCCCCCACCCCCCCAUCCCCCCGGGCAACCACUCGGGCAUUUGACUUUUUUUAAAAUUAUUGUUCAAAUUCCCCCCUACCCGGGACAAAAUGCCGUUCAAAUCCCCCACACUAGGGUCCAUUCAGGUGAUCAAAUGCCCCCACCCCGGGGACAUUUCACAGGCACAAAAAUGACAGAAAGACAGCGGAAACACUUUCAGUUGUCGAACAAAAUAUUAAUUUAUAAAUAUAACAAAAACUGAGAAACACUGUUAGCAUAUUUACUAUGAACAAAAGUCUCGUGCAAAGCGACGGAAAUCGCUGCUACAAGGUCACUGAAUGCUCAGCUGUUCUUCGUCAUGCAACAUACAAAGCGUUCUGUAAAAAAAUAUCCCACCUAUUGAGAUUACUACAUCAUGACCAUUUCACUGACACGCAUCAUCGUUCACCUUAUUAAUUAACAUGCUUGCAGUAGGUGAAAGUAGUUGACCUGAGCUUUUUAUUUUAUUUUAUGUUGUUGUAUUGAAUUGCCGAUAUUGGUAUUGUAUUUCAUUGUAAACACAACAAUGAAAUACAUUCAUACAUUCAAAGCCUGUAUCCAAUAUUAAAAAUUUUAAAAUUUAAAUACUUCAAAUACGGCACAAAGCUUGUUUUAGCCCUUUCCUCGCAACCAAUUGGCCACAAAGGCACAAUCUUUUCCACGAAAAUCCUCUAACACCAUGUCCCCCAUGAUAGCUCGCCAUGCAAAAGAUUUUACAUGAAAUAGAGGGUGCAGUUCAAAUUCCUCAACCCUAAAACAUGGGGAUCAAAUUCCCCACCCCCUGGAAGACUCUGAUUAUCAAAUUCCCUCCUCCCCGGGAUGGUAAAGUUGUCAAAUGCCCGGGGUAUGCCGGGGGGGGGCAUGUUGAAGCUUCAAUUUGACCAAUACAUAAUACAGUCACGUGAGAGUAAAUUUCACUAAUAUUGAAAAUAUCAAUGAUAAUACAUGUUAUAAUAUAGUACAUGUAUUAAACAAUGACAAUAAUAAUAUUAUUAUUAUUAUUGUUUAACCCAUUCACCCCUGAUUCACCCUUAACCGUCCAUGCAGAUAGGCGUCCCUUCUACUGCUUGUGACAUCAUCAGUUUUAAUGGUCAAGGACUAGUUUGUCCACUAACUUGUGCAGGGUGAAGAGAUCUUUCAAACCAUACCAGAAUGAGUACAAUUCAGUCAAGGACACCGGAGAAAAAGGCAAAAAAAAACACGUAACAUUGACCUGAAAAUUUCCAUGAAAAUCUUGUUCCACUACCCACCUACCUUUCCUUUUGCAAGCUAAUAUUUUGCAUCUGGAUCAGAAGGCUGCAAAGUUUAUGACCUGUAAAUGGCUUCAUAGUAAGUUUUAGCUCUUUAUUUAAAUGUAGCACGACGGUGACCAGAAAACUGCUCGACUAGCUUCAAAAUGCAUUUUUCGGUAAAAUUUCCAGGGGUGAAUGGGUUAAUAUUAAUAAUUCCUGAUAAUAAAGAUGAGGUAAAUCAUAAUAUAAUAAUUAUUGCAUGCUGUAUAUUUUACAGGUUUUGGUUUUGAAGAAUAUAUUUAUGUGCUGUAGUUAGCUUAUUCUGUAAAAUAAUCGAAGUAUGAAACUGGUAAAUAUGAGACCUUCGUACCCAAAUGCAAAAAGCAUUGAAAUGUAUCAUGUUUCCAUGCUAGUAUAUGGCUUGAUUAGAGCUUAUCUUGGAACCAAUGUACUUCAGGACAGUUCAUGACUGAUACAUGUAUGUAUUGGUUGAAUUAGUAAUUGCGAAAAAUAAUGUGUUCUAAUGAGUGAGAAACAAUAAUAGCUGACCAACAAUUACAUAAUAGACUGUAUUUCCAAGUCAGGGUUACGUUGUCACUAACAUUUCAAGUUACUCGGUAAAUACAACAAGUAGGCAGGGAAUCAAACAGCUAGGGAUUUCUUUUGGUUCUAUUUUUCUUCUAUUUUCCUUUGAAAGUACCUAGGGCCAUGUUCAUAGUAGCCGGGGGACAGCCCUGCAAGUGAUUGUUAAAGUCAAUUACUGAAUGUAAAUGGCCGGUGGAAAACCUGUUAAUACUUAACUUUGUGAAUUGGUAUGUACUUUGGACAUUUUAAAAAACAAGGUUUCUCAUAGUAAAACUGUAAGUAACUUGUUCGUGGUGCUAAAAUGAUUUUAUCCAUGUCUUACAUGAAAAAUCUUUGAUUCUGUAAAUUACCAUUUACCAUUUUGUGUACAGUGCUCUCUCUAAAAACUAUUAAUUACACAGUAAUGAGCAUAGCUAUUGGUAUAGUACUGUUGAUUUAAUUCAUUACUGAUGUAUUGUGGAUUUUCAGAUCAGGCGUCGUCGCCUGGCCAGAUUGAACCAAGGUGCCUUGUCCACAUCCCCGACAUCAGAUGGCCAAACCAUUCCAAUGAGAACUAGCCUGAAACCUGUGGAUGCAGAAGAUUCAGCAGUUAAUACUCAAGACAGUGGCUAUGGUUCUUUGCCACAAUCCUUUGAGUUUGAUGAUAACUCCCAAGAGACAGGGGAUAAAUAUGGCAAGCGUACUUCACCAACUAGUUUGUCUUCUCCUUCAGAAGGUUUUAAAUUCAAGAAAACAAGGGAUGGAUUUGACAAACAUGGUGCUAAUCAUGCAGGGGUGAGUUUAUAGAGUUAUCCAAUGUAUGCUGUAUUUUUCAUGGUUUACUUGACAUUAUUUGUCAUGGUUUAUACUUACUAUGUUGUGGAAUGACUAUCUGGUAAACAUUUGGCUUUGCUUGGAUUUGGUGGAGCAAAAUGGUCAUACAAUAACAAACUAAAAGAAAACACACAGUGUAACUGCUGACUAAGUGUAUAAAGUAGACUUCAACUUUUCAGUUCUAAGUUAUAAAAAGUUUCCUUUUUGAUGCGUCAGUUCUUACUGGAAUCUAAAAUGUGAAGAGACUGUGAAUUUGAUCAGCAUCUUACAAUUUCUUUUAGAUAUGCCGUUAAAAAAAAUACAUAUAACGUGCAUGUAAAAGUAAAAGGAAGUCUUCCUACAGUAAAUACAAGCGUCUUGUUCUUGUAAUAUUGUUUGUGUCAAACUUUAUUUGCCUAUAUUUUGGGUGUUAAUCCACCACAUGUGUAAAUGCUGCAAUUCCCAUGGCCUGCACUGUAACACCCUCUGCGUAAUUCAUCAUAAUGAUACAAAACUGAAUCCAAUAUUAUAUUGCUUUUUAUUAUUAUUAUUAUUAUUAUUAUUAUUAUUAUUAUCAUCAUUAUUAUCCAUACAAAAUAUUUCCAACUUAAAACUCAAACUGCCUGUUCCCAGGCAGUUUAAGAUUAUGAGGAGCUGUUCAUGCUAGCAAUUAUCUGUUGAGUACACUGCAGUAUUUGUGCUUCUUUUUCUAUGAUUUUAGGCAGCUAUUUCUUCUUCGCAUAACAUGUGAAAUCUUCUCCCAUUAUCUACAGCUCUUGCCUUCUGCAGUCAGACCCUUUACAUCUCACCUCCAAAUUUGUUCAACAAUAGCUGGUUAUUUAGAAGUAGUCAGGGGAUUUGAGCCAGUGAGAAAAUUAUGCAGGAAUAUUUGAAUAAAUAAUACAUGUAAGAUUGUAUUAUUUAAAUAUGAUCAUAAUUAUGAUACAGCACAUACAAUGGAAUCUUGAAACCUUUGUUGAAGAGUUAAGAGAGUGGCAAAAUAUGUUCAGUAUAAUAAGGUUUUGUUGUGGAGGUUCUGUUCCUAAUAAAAUUUUACUAAUAUUACUGGAGCAAAGAAUGUCUUUUGUUGUACAGAGGACUUCCUUGAAUAGACAUAGAGGUUCACUGUAUCGAAGUGGGUUUAUUAUUGUGUUUAUGGAGGUCAUUGUGGCAGGGAAGGGUGCUGCUCUUAGAAGCAACAGAUGUUGUGAUUUUAAAUUUUAACUGGAAUAAUAUUAUUUAGUGUCAGGAAGUUAUUGAUGGUGGAAAUGGUGGAAUUUAAUUAAAAGUAUUUUCUAUUCUUGCUCUUGCAGGUACAUGUAUAUGUAACCGAUGAACAAAUUGUAAAAAGCCUUUGUAACAUAUUUAAAGUUUCAUUGAAGGUGAUGUUUGUUCUCAACAUAAUAAUAUUGUAAUGUGCUAUGUUAUAUAAAAGUGAUAGUUAAAUCAGUAUUAUUUUUAUUGAACCUUUUCACUUGAUGCUUGAAAUUCACAGCAUGUGUCUUGUUAUGUGCUGGACUGCAUGAAUAUGAAUGUAUAAUUAUUUGUUUGUUUGUUUGUUUGAAAAAAGGUACAAAGAAAGGCAAUCAAAGAGGAGAUGAGUUUUACACUCAAGUUGUCUGUGUUUUUAUUUUAAUUUAUAUGAACUUACCAAAUUAUGUACGUCAUUCUUUUUGCUUUUAGAAUAAUGAACUAUCUCCAGAAACAGUUUACUUGCCUUCAUUAGCAAAGGAUCUUGCAAGAAUGAAUCUUACCUCAGGUAUUGGAAUUGGUAGCAGUUACACUAGUAACAGUAUAAUUCCGGUGAAAUGGAGGUUGAUUCUGAAUUGUCUUUGUCUCCUGAACCCUGAAUAUUAAUGAAUAAGGGCUAGGAGACAAGGGAAAUUGAGAAUCAGCCUACAUGUACUUUGUAGUUAAAACAUUAUAAGACAGAAUCCAUCAGGAAAUUGACUAAUUUUAAAUUUCAGUGGACAUUCUUAAAGGUGAAAAUAGUUAUGUGUAAUAACACCAAAGAAAAUUUCUUAUGGGAGCCUGAGAAAAUAAAUGUCAAACUUCACAAAUUUUCAGAAUUUUACCUGUGUUUUCACAAUUGUGAAAUUUGACAUUUAUUUUCUUGGGCUCCCAUAAGAAAUUUUCUUUGGUAAUAUUAAUGAAAACUAAUAUAUUAUUACAUCUAUAGUCCUUGAAAACUGUAGAGAGAGAACGCAAUAUUCUUUAAAUUAUUCUGGUACAAGGUUUUUGUUCCCUGAAAAUUAAAAUUAAUCAAUUUCCUGGUGGAUUCCAUCUUUAAAACUUUUAACUACAUUUAGUUUUAAUGCCUAACAAUAUAUUAUGUAAAUCCUUUAUUAAGUUCCCCCUCUCUGAUAAGCCCUCCCCUGUUAAUAAGCCUCCUCUCUUUUAAGCCCCCCUCCUCUUCUCUAAUUAUUCUUCCUUAAUAAAUGAUAGACUGUAUUAAUGGAUCGUGACUGUAAAACUUCAUGUGGGACUUUGUGUGGACUGAUCCAGGAUGGUUUAUUCACCAACUGGAAGUUCAGAUUUGUUUUUGAUCCUUGGCUGCAUGAUCAGAUGACCUCCAACUUCCUGUACUUGAGCUUUUCCACUUUGUAUUCCAGUUCUUUAUGGAUUACUGAUACCAUCAUCUUUUUUUAAAUUAAAUAAGACUGCCCUCUCAAAUAAGGUAUUGUGUUUUGUUUUGUGUAAAGUUGACGUGGAAGUUUUAAUGAAAAUCUUGUCCCACUACAAACCCACCUACACUUCCUUUCAUCUAAUCCUGUGAUCCUAAAACUUUUCCUACCAAAGUGAAGCCUAGUAAAAUGCUCAGUAAAAAAAUGGGGCAAGAAAAGCAAAAGAAGAGGGUACAAAUAAAUUCUCCUUUUUUCUGCCCUCAGAAAUGGCUCAAUGUCUCAUUUCACAUUUCUUGCUGUCACAAUUUGCACACUUUUGUCACAUUGUUAUUCCACCCAGCUUUGGCUUGUUGCUUGCUUGUUGGCUUUGGUCGCAGGGCUGUUUCACUCAAGCAAAUUCAAAAUUAAACAUAUUGUGAGAUGUAUUAAUGUGAGCUGCUGAGAUCUAUGUCUUUUACAAUUCAGUUACGUUUGAUAAAUGACUGUACACAAUGUAGAACAAAAACAACACUGUAUAAGCUCACUUUUUGGCUCCAAUUUACUUACAAAAUUAAACUGGACAGAUGUAUGUUUUACUUGUAACUGUAUUUUUUCUAAAAGCUCUUCCUAACAUUAAUGCCACACUGACACAUUUGGUUUCAAUUUUCUUACCUUUAUGAUGAAAAUGCUGUUUAUUUAAAUUAUUCCUAGAAACUGCUGUCAAUCUUAUAAGUGAACUGAUCACGGAGAGACUAACACAAUCACAUGUUAGUAGUGAAGGCCAAACAAGUUUGAGUGCAACACUUACUAUUGCUGAAGAGACUUCUCAAAUGGCCAUUGAUGAUGGAUCAUCAGAGAGCAGAUCUUCAGAAUGUAGCAGUUUGCUGACAGAAGAAAAAACUGAUUUUCUUGCCUUAAGAGAGACACCAUUCAUGUGUCAAACAAAGCAACUCAAGUUUUUGGCUGACAGUUAUAACCGCACAAUGAAUGAAGAAAAGAAUUUUACAAAGGUGAUUUUUACUGGCAUUGCAAUAAAAUGGUUUGAAAUGUGUUUAUACAAUAUUAUAAUGUGUGAAAUAAACCAUGUUCACACUUAUGUUACUUUUUACCAUUAAAUAACAGCAUUGGGUUUCAACUUGGAUACAUGUACCAUUAUUAUUGAUAGGUGCAUGGAAUAAGGUCCUAAGUGACCUAUGCUAGACUGUAAAAUUCUCCCUUUGAAUUACAAGAAUAUACAAGGAAAAUUGAAAGGAGAAACUGGUAGUUUAUCAUAGAUCAUUUGGGACUUCAGGCAUGUCUUAAAUGGAGGUCCUUAUGACUCCGGCAUACAAAAGAAUUGAGCGAAGACACAAAAGUGGCCUCAAAGUAGGGCUGAAGCUUAUCAGGUGUGGUAAUCACACACACAAAAAAAGAAAAAAUUAAUAGGGGGAAAAGUGCUCAACUUUGAAACAACAAUGUAAACAGGUUCUUAGACAGAGGAAGGCAUUUAAUUUGACUCUUGAAAUGGGAACUAGAAAGACUGAUCUUGUAGGGUGCAACUUCUCAUAAAGACAUUUAACCAUUGAAUUCUACAAGUUUAAUGAAAUAUUAUUUUAAUAAUACCAAUUAAUGUAGCCAUAUCUUAUUAUUAAAUACUUAUUACAAGUCAUCAUAGCACCUAACAAGUACAAAGGAUUGCAAUUUUUAUAUAUAUUAUCUUAAUUGACUUUAUUUGCUUUAGCGAUCCCAGGAAGAGAGAUGGGUGACUGCCAUAACCCAAGCUCGACGUCAAUGUGUUUCAUUUUCAUUAUGUGUUCUUCAGGGAUACUUCUCUCAACAGAGGUAAUAUUAAUUAACCAGGCUGCUGACUUGUGAAAAUUCUCUUGUUGGAUUAAUGCAAUCUUAUUACUAGGUACUGAUGGAAAAGAACUGAAUUGGAAACAACAAUGAACCAGACAUUUUUGUGAACCUUGUUACUUUAAUUUAUAGAUCUGUGAUAAAGAAAUCUCCACUGGUGCAUCUGCUUAUCAGUGAAGAAUGUGACAUUCCCUGGUUGUUUUUGGUUGAUCUUGUUGCUUUGGCUGCAAAGGACUCUGAUACUCUAAAACAGGUAAACUUUGUAAACAAAACUUUUUCAUUGCUUAUUUAUCGCUUUUACCUUAGCCAGCAGUCCACUUUAAGGCCACAGUGAUAAUUUUAAUCUUUUUUGCGGCUGAUAAUUAUUAUUGAAAUUAAUGAAGCUCCAUAUACAUGUAAGUGAUUUUUUUGUCCCCCUGAUAAUCACAGUAUAGGGCUUCUUACACAGAUAAAAAGGCCUGUUUGUAGUUUUACAGCUCUCUUUUACAUUUAUCUUGUGACACACAGGCAACUGCGUUAUUUUUUUAGUGUACUGAUCCCAGCAAAGGAAACAUUUUAUUGGAAAUUUCAGGCUUUGUCGAAGCUUUAGAAAAGUCCUGUCCGGUAGUCAGCUCAGGACUAGUAGAUUUUCCUGCCAGGCUAGUAAUUUUAAAAACCUUCCUUGCCCAAUAAGCAAGGGUUUAGGCAAGUCAUGUUCCAAUUAAAGCAAGCAAUUUCAUUGGAACAAAGAUAUGAUCAACCCUAAAGUUUCUAAUUCUUUUUCUAAAAAUGACUUGUUCCCUCCUUAACUGAUUGUAACACUUUUUACAUGAUUUAGUUGUCUAUAAUAUUAUGAUUGUUAUGUUUGUUUUGUAUAAAUGCUCACCAAGGGCUUUGAUCUUUUAUCCAAUUGUCUCCACUUAUUUUUUAAGCAAUUGUAUGGAGAUCACUUUGAACAAUUUGUAUGUGGAUAUUGUGACUUAAAGAAUUAAAUAACAUCAUUAUUGAACCCUUUAUUUGUUGCUCUUUUAUCAUCAUUAGGUGUUUGUACCAGUGUUGUUGGGUUUGAAUCGUGAAAUGCAAAAGCAGCAUUUAGCAAGUGAUGAAUACAAGGCUCCAUUACAAGUAAGCACAUUUAUUUUUUUUAUUUUUUUAUUUUUUUUUAUAGCAUAAUGUUGAGGUGGCUCUGUCAUUAAUACAGGGGUGUUGAGCUAUGAUGAACUUUUUGUCAUAACUUUGUUGGUUUUAACGCCAUGGCUACAAAACUUUGGAAAGAACUACAGAUAUUCAGCAAUAAUAUGAAUUACUGGUGGUGAAUAUUUUUUACAAAAUUAUCCCUUAAGUGGACUCUACUUUUCAAAGAAAAUCACAUCUAGUAAAAAAAUUUUGCUGAUAUUUUUGACUGAGAUUUCUGGUAUCAACCUCAGAGAAGUCGUUGGAGCAGAAGUCCUAAACUGGCAAGCCCUUCAAAAUUAAAUGGUGAAAUUGUUUUGGAAUUUUGAUAAUGAAUUGCUGGAAGAACAAGCCACCAAUUUGAAUUUUCAAGACAAGUAAUUCUAAUUUGCUAAUUCUUACAACCAAGGCCUAUUCUCUGCUAUUCUUUAAUUAUUAAGAAGUACUCUCUAGUUUUAGAAACACUAUGAAUUGCUCCAAACCUUGCUGUGAUGUCAAAUCAAUUUUUCUACAAUAUUUUUCGAGUUUUGGCUGAAACUCCUGUUACAUACAUUUUAAUAUAUUACAAAGCAUCUUCAUCGGCUUUUACUGCUGUGCGUUGCUUCCGAUGAAAAAAUAGGUAUUGGGAUUAAUAAUAAUAAUAAUAACAACAAUAAUUAUAAUAAUCAUGGUUUAUUAGUAUUCCAUAAAAAUGGCUCUUCUAUGCUACAUUACUAACUAUUAAAACAAACAAUAAGAUUUGAACAAAGGUAGACUGGGCAGGAUUAGCUUAGUCGGUAGAGUGCUUGACUGCAGAGCGGGAGGUCACGGGUUCAAUUCCAGGAGCCAGACCAAUACUCAGGGUCUUAAAAUAACUGAGAAAUGAAGAUACUGCCUUUGCCCUGCAAAUGGCCAGACCUUCACCUGACUCGAAUGACCACAUAAAAUGGCGGUCCCGUCUCCAGUAGGAGACGUAAAAAUAGUGUCCUCAAUUAGUUGUUUCGUGCUAAAUACAUUGACACUCAAAUAAACUGGAUUUUUUUUAAAGGUAGAACUUUAAAAGAAGAUAUAUAUUUAUGUACAUAAAAAUGGAUAGAAGUUGUUAUAAUAUAGAUUAGAAAGUACAAGACUUUCGGCUAGUUGUUGGAUUAUAAAAUUGUUACCUUGUACCAGAACUCAGGUAGUACUGCCAGGAAUCUUAGUUUGUUUAUGACUGUGAAAUGAGCACAACCGCACCUCAGCCGCUGGGACAAACAACAAUGAUGUCCAUGCCCGUGAACCAAACUUUAUCAAAAGGCCAAAUAAAUGUAUCAAGAAAAAUACUUUCCGUGUAAAAUUUUAAAACUUUAAAAAUUUCUUGACUUCUUUCUUUAAUGAAUGGGUGAUACUUUUCUUGAUUAUCAUAUUUUACUUUGUGAUAUACAAAUCGCUUUGUGGGCAUGGGCAUCAUUGUUGUUCAUCCCCUGGCUGAGGUGAGAAUUCCUUGCAGAACUGCCGUCUGAGCUCAUUUCAUAGUCAUAACCAAAGAUGAUUGACAGCUCUACCCGAGCUUUUAUACAAGGUAGCUUAAAAUCCCUAUAACUAUUUUUGGAAAUGGACUCGACACCUAGCAGUUAAAUAUAUGUUGUGGUUUAAUUUUAUCCUUGGUUUAAAUUUUAUUUUCUUUUUGUUUUUGGGUAUGGUAAUUUAUGAUAAUGACUUUGAAACAAAAGAAAAUAAAAUUUAAACCAAGGAUAAAUUUGAACCACAACAUAUACAAGGGUCAUGAAUCUGCAUUGGCAGUUCAGGGGUGAAUGGGUUAACUAUAUUUUAUUACAUUCACAUACACUGUACAUUUCUAAUAUAGCUGACCGUGAUGAGCUUAGUGACAUCUUCUGAUCAAUGCUCCUGGUAAAGGCUCACAUAUACAGAGCACCGCUACUUUGUCAGUAUUGCAGCAGUUGUUUUCAGUAGUCUUCUAGCACCUUUUGUAGCAGUGAUAUAUAUAACAACAGCUUUUGCCGUAUAUUAAGCACUGUUUGCACUUGCAGGAAAUAUAUAAAGAGGAAUAAAAAAUUUUAUGAUACUCUUUUCAUGACAUAUGAAAUCUUUCUCUUUCUAGUUACCUAGGCAAUUCAUUGUUAUACAUAAAUAUUUUAUGGAAGGUUUGUUUGUAUAUGACUGUGAACAAUAUUAUUUUAUAUUGCUAUUUUUUUCAUUUUCCUUUGGAAUCAGGCACUCUCUAGGUUGUGUGAUAUACGUCUUGGAACAGCUUCUGUUAGACCCAUCUGCAAUCUGGUAUGAUGAUGAAACCCCUAUUUCUUAUCCCUUGAAGUCUUGAUAUUAAUUCUCCUCACUAACCCUGGGUUGAUACAACUUGAACUUCAUAAUGGUUUAAGGCCUUAUUACCCAGAAAAUAUUGUAAGUUGAUUAGAAAACACAGUAGAACUUACAAAAAAAACCACAUUUUUCCAUGUCCUUGUUGUCUAGCGAUAACAUAUAUGUUGUAGUUAAUUUUUUUUCUCAGGUAAUUUUUCUUUUUCUUUUGUUUUUGGGUAUGGUAAUGUAUGCUAAUGAAGUUGAAACAAAGGAAAAAGAAAAGUUAUGUGAGAUAAAAAAUUAACGACAACAUAUAUGUUGUGUUCCAUUGCGUAGAUGAGCGGGAGGGGGGGGGGGGAGUUUAGCAGAGUAUUACAGUAUUUGUCUGCUGGUGAGGAUGUUACUGGAAUUUAACAGAAUUAAUAUUUUACUUUUUUCAAAAAUAAUUUCAAGUAAAUUUUUAUAUUUACAGGGAAGGUCUUAAAAACCUGGCUCAUACUUAGGCUUAAUGUGGGGGGUUAUGUUAUUUUUUUGUGUUAUUUGCUCAGUAAGUUAAAUCAAUAACCCUGAGAGCACAACUGGUUUUCUAGUAAAAUAUUAUUCCUUUUUAAAAAAUUAAUGAUUAGACCAACAACCUAAAGUUAAAAUAGUGUAAGUGUGAAUUUGUUGAAAUACUUUCGUUAUUAGAUGGUGACUUUGCCUGAUCUGUGGAUGCCAUCUCCAUUAUCAAGAGCUGAAGGGAAGGAGAUUGAAAAACUCUCACUCCUUGGUCCUUUUCUUAGCCUGUCUGUGUUUUCUGAAGACUGUGUAAGUUUUUGAAAUUUAAUUACAGUACACUGAUGUACAGAGGCUAGUAAUGAAGCCCUGUUAACGAGGGUAAAUUUCAACAUGGGCACAUGGCCAUGAAACAGGGACAUAAGAAAACUGAAAUGGUGGCCAACAAUACAAAGAUGGGUUAUAACUGCAACACAGCAAUGAAGAGAAGCACAAAUACAAUAAUAAAAUACGAACAGGGAUUAGGAUUAACUUAGCACUCAAUACGCAAAACACAGUUUUGAAAUUCACAUUAGGGACAUAUAUUCCUCCCUAAGAGUUGUGGCCUCAGUAAUAUGCUCUUGUUUGUAAAUUCAUAAUAUUGCAGAAAUCCUACACCAAUAUCAAUUAUUCCCAGCAGAUUAUUGUGCUUUUCAGUAAUGUGCAACCUCCAAAGUAUUAAAUUUUAUUCUAACAUUUACAUUUUUGGCUGUCCAGCCAUCAAUCACCCUUAUUGACCUCUCAGGAAACCUAAAUUUUCUACAGUGGGUUCAAAAGGUCACAUUUGUAGGUUUUAAUUGGUAGAGUUUGAUCAAUUGACUGGUCCAUUAUGACCUCUUCUACCCAUAGCAACAUACCGGUAUAACAUAACAUCUUCACUAAGUCAAUCAAGGAUCACUUUUCCUGGCAAGUUGUUGUCAGUUUUCCAACAUGACAGGAGAAUUUACUGCAUUUGGUCCUCACAAACAUUUCUGAUAAGAUUGUUGACAUCAAAGAAUUUUAUGAUAUUUUGGACUCAGUCCACAAACUCAUUGAAUUUCGCAUUGACCUUCGCAUCACAAGAAACCACCAAGUCACACGACAACUACAUAAUUUCAAGAAAGCUGGCUGGUCAGGCCUCAAACGUACACUCAGUUGAAUUGACUGGGUUUAUGUUGUGGGGAAAAUGAUAUUGAUCAAUGCUUCGCUUGUCAACUGGUCUGAUGAAUUUCUCUGUUGACCAACACAUUCCCAAAAACGAAGCACAAAAUGUAAAUGAGCAUCCCUGGAUUAAUCACAAAUUGCUUAAAUUAAUUAAAGUCAAAAACAAAGUGAGAACUGCAGCAAAAAAGUGGCAGCACCAAUGAUCAAAACAAGUUCAAACAAAAAAGACGUGAGGUUAAAGCACUUAUUGAUCAGGAUAAAAAAAAGCGGCACUAUUCCACCAAUCUGAAAGGAUCUCUUCUUAUUUAACACUAAGCGCUUUUGGUCCUUCGUCAAAUGUAUGACAAAACAAAGUCGGCACCUACCUUUCUGAGAGACGGCAAACGUUUUGUCUUUAAUAAAAAAACAAAGCAGGCUUAUUAAACUGCUUUUUUCAAUCAGUCUUUUCUGCAAACAAUGGAACAAUUGAAUUCCCCCAGGAGACAACUGCUAUACUCACUGACCAUCUAAGCAAACUUUCUUUAUCAUCAUCUGAGGUGGCAAAAGUUUUGAAUAACAUCAAUCCAACCAAAGGGCCUGGUCCAGACAACAUUCCAGGUAAAUUAAUAAAGGAAAUUGUGCCCUAAAUUACAGUCUCUCUCUACCACCUGCUCAACCUUUGCUGUCACUGGGCAAAUGCCCAGAUCAGUGGAAACUGGCAAGUGUUUGUCCUAUUUUCAAAAAAGGUGACUCAACGCUAGCCAAAAACUAUCAUCUGAUUUCUUAUUAUCCAUCUUGUCCAAAUGCUUUGAAAGAUGUGUUUUCAGUUAUAAUAUUGUUAUCCACACAUUUCAUCUCAUGAUCAGCUAUAUCACCUGCAACACAGACUUCUCAGAGGAAGGUCCCCUGUCACUCAGCUUCUUCAAGUCUAUCAUCACGAAGUCAUUAAUGCCUUAGCUGAAGGCAAAGAGAUUGAUGUGAUUUAUUUAGACUUUGCCAAAGAAUUCGACAAAGUCCCCCACUCAGCCUUUAUCAACAAGUUGUCUCACUUUGGUGUAUCCGGCCAGUUGAGACAAUGGUUCCAACAGACGUUUCUCUCCAACAGAUAUCAGCGAGUAGUUCUACAGGGUACCCAUAUUUCCAACUGGCUACAAGUUACUUCUGGAGUACCUCAAGGCUCCAUAUUAAGCCCACUACUCUUUCUCACCUAUAUCAAUGAUAUUCUGCAUCCAACGUGAGUCGAAAAUAGGAAUUUUCGCUGAUGACUCCGAAUUGUACAAGAUAAUUUUGAAGCCGUCUGAUAAGAUCUCUCUUCAGUAAGACUUGACUCAGCUCUCCAACUGGAGUCACACCUGGGCAAUGAGCCUCAGCACACUUAAGUGCAAGACCCUAAACAUCUCCAGGAAAAAACUGCUGUCAAACAGAGAAUACCACCUAGAUGGGACCGUACUAACCACAGCUAGCGAAACCAUCAACUUGGGCAUAACCACUACAGACAACUUCAGUGGUCUACAGACAUACAUCAGAUCUUCCUGCAAGUAAACCGUACUUUUGGCCUUAUUCGCCAAAUCUGCAGAGACAUCAGUGACACUUACACUAGGAAACUUUUACACUGUUCAAUUGUUCGCCCCAAAUUAGAAUAUGCUAGUGAACUUUGGUCCCCUUACACUUGUAAGGACAAACGUUUGUUAGAAAUGUCCAGCGCAGAGCUGUGAAGUUUAUUUUGAAUUUCUUUCGGAUGAUUUAUCCGAAAGACAUGUCUUACAAGCAAGGAUCGGUUGGUCAAACUUAACCUGUUGCCACUGGAUUAUAGAAGAGAUUUGAAAGACCUAGUCCUUAUUUUUAAAUCCAAAGCAGGCCACGUAGAUCUCAGCCAUCAAUGCUUUUUUCAGCAAACUGAAAUACACCAUUGCAUGAAAAUUUAACGCUACCAUUUACCCUAUGUGAAACAAAAUUAUUUGAAAGACUCAUUUUAUUAUAGAUCAACAGCUACUUGGAACAAACUACCUGUAGACAUCAAAAGCACAAAUCAGUCACUUUCUAGUUUUAAGAAAAAGGAUUUUAGACAUUUACACUUGCAAUACUUUAUCUUAUGUCCUCCCAGCUCAGCCAGUGGGGUAUAGGCUGAUACUUAUCUGUCUGUUUUUAAUGGAAAGGGGAGCAAAAAGUGGUUAAUGUUGGGGGGGGGGAGUAGUGGGGUUCCAUUUAAUGUUGGGGCAGUGGGGGUUCCAUUAUCUAUGGUUUUAUUCCAUUUGUUUUCUCUAACUAAGGUAUUUUAUAUUUUAUUUAUGUACAUAUUUUUUAUGUUCAUAUUAGUGGAAUUAAUAACAUGCAAUGAAUUCCAUAAAGUUAAAGUUAAUUGAGUAUGGCGUAAUCGUGAUUGACAGAAUUGAAAAACUAACUUGUUUCUAAAUCCUUGACUUGAGAGGUUGCAUGUUGUUGAAAAGUGCAGUAAGAACAAUGUUGUAGCCUGCUAGCUAGCAAGCUGUCCAUGGAACAUCCAUGUUUACUCAGUGAUGUUUAUGUUGUGGUUAUUCUACAGCCUCAGAUUGUGGAGCGCUACUUUUCUGAGUGCUCUGACAGUGUAAAGCUCGUGAAUGUGACUCUGAGGAGUGCCCUUCUUUUAGUUAGAGUAAGUAUAUAAUUUAUGACUUAUAAUUAAUUUUUCUCAUUUAUUUUACGUUAUUUAUAAAAAAAGGUUCAGAAAUAAGUUUACUGGUGUCCUCAUAACUGUUUUUCUCUUAGUUUCUGGUGAUGUGCUAAUCAAAAGUUAUAAUCAACAAUAAUUUGAUUGUACAUCCAUGCAAAAAUGUGCUUACAUGUAUAUUAUGCUAAUGCACUUUUAAUACAUGGCUUGUCUUCUCUCAUUUAGGGCUCAGAAUGGAAAAUUAAUCCUUGGAAUGUUCAUAAAUUAAUAUUGUCAUAUACACUUGCAUUUGUCUACUGCAGUAAUGAAACUUAACAAUGUAUCCGUAUAAUUAUUUAUUGAAUAACAGGUUUGAACAUGCAUCAGUUGGUAGCCCUGACUCUGAGAUCAAAAAUUUCCUAGCAAUGUGGCAAUUUGCCUCUCUACCAUAAGAUUUGCAUUGUCGUUGUUGCAUUUGCCAUUUUUAGUUUAUUAUGCCAACUUGUUUACAGACAGAAGUGUUCAAGAUUAUUCAUAGCAUGUUAGUGUCAAUGGAGAGUCGUGAUUCUUGUUUAACGUUCAUGGGAGCAGUUUUACAAAGAAAUCACCGCAAAGCACAAAUGCAGGUCAGUCAAAAUUUGUAGUUGCAAUUUUUGUGAAUAGAUAUUGCAGUGAUAUUACAGCAGAUAGUGCUAUCCCUGUACUAGUCAACUAAAAUAAGAAUUGUCUUUCUUUGUACAUGUAUGUUUGGUUCAGGUUGAUGAUAGACAAGUUGCUUCUGAUGGAUUUAUGCUGAAUUUCAUGACAGUCUUACAGCAGCUUUGUGGAAAGGUUAAAAUUGAAAAAGUAAGUCAUGAAAACCUAGUCUGGUGUUUGCUAGAAAGGACGUUUUCUGCAUUUUGUCCUAGGUUAGGAAGGGAAAAAGUAGCUUGGAAACUACUACAUUUUUGUGAGCUGAGUGUGGUUAACAGCUCCAGCUUAUGAACUGGAAGUCAGCUGAGUUCGACCCUCACUGCCGUGUUUUUUCCCCUAGAUUAAAAACUUUGCUCCUCUCUGUCUCUAUUCACCCGGGUUUAUAAUAUAAAUGGCUACUGGCGAUUUACUACCAGGGGUAACCCUGCAAUGGACUAGCAUCAAGGGGGGGGGGGGGGGGGUGGGGGUGGUGGUGUAUUAAUAUUCAUAGGUCCUUUGUGCUUAGAGACCUGGGCUAAAGGGCACCCGUGUGGGUCUCAUGGCCUAAACUAAGUAGCUAUACAGGACUCGAAACACAUGAAAUACCGUAAAAUUCCGAAAAUAAGCCCUGGGGCUUAUAUUUUUCAAAGGCCCUUUUUGAGGGGCUUAUCUACGGAGGAAAAUUUGCGUUUCAAAAUCGAUUGGGCUAGCCUUAUAGUUGAAAGUAAAUUUACUGUUUUGGCUUUGUUUUACUUUGUAUUUGAGGGUAAUUUUCCAAGUACAAGCCCCCGGGUGGCUUAUAUUUGGAGGGGCGAUUUAACGGAGGGUUUUUUGCGUUACCGGUUUGGGGGGCUUAUUUUUGGAGGAGCUUAUACAUGGAGGGGCUUAUUUUCGGAAUUUUACUGUACCUUCCCCUCUAUCCUCCAGUCUUAUUGAUGACACCUUUUUUUACCUUAAUACUAGCUGUCAUUUUCUCAUGGAGUAGUGAGAGUGCAGCAUUUAUGUCAUGCAAUUUGUUUGCUUCAUUUGCUUGUUUCAGUGACCUCAACAUUCUGUUAUUUACCUCUGGGAAUAUUGUCAUUUUUUCUUCUUUACUUCUCAAACUCAUUAAUAAUUCAUAAAGAAAAUACAAAGGAAGUUAAUGUUUAAUGAGUGUUUGGAAAUCAGAUGAAAAACUGCUCAUUUUUGCAUCCUUAAUUUCUCCUUCUAAAAUCAUUUUGUUUGAGAAGUAAUAUCAAGCAUUUGACACAGUGUUUCAUCAACAGAUGUUCGUCAAAAAUGCUCCUCUGCGCGUCGUAUUUUCAACUCUCUUCUUCGUGUUUCAUCUGGUGAUGAAACUCUGCAUCUCUUGCUUGAUAUAUUACUUAAAUGAUAUCUUGCAGCAGAAUUUCUAGUACUUAAACACUUAGAACUUGUUUUGUUUUGUUUGUAAACAGGUAGACAGUCUGUAUCUCCAUCAUCCUAAGUCAAGAGUAGAUGUUACACAGGAAACAAGACUAAAACUUACAUCACAACAAGUUGCAGAUUGGAAACAAGAAUUAGGUAGGGACACCCAAGAUAGGUUAUCAACAAACCUGUUGACACAUGUCCUGGUAAAUGGCCGGCUUGGCUGAUAUGGAUAAUGCUACCCAAUAAUAUGGUUUUGUUUUAAGUGCAUAAAUUUGGAAUUGACUUUAUCUUAGGUGUGGUGCAAAGGGGAUACAAGGAAACAUAAUUCUGGGUGGUUUUGUUUUUCGAUAAUGGAACCUUACGUCUGAACCGUUCAUUGUGUUGAAAAUAAUGUAACCAAAUACAGUUAACCAAAGGAAUGACCAGAACUUUCCCAGAAGUCAAAUGGCAGGGAUGUUGAACAUGAGCACAAUGAUAAUUCAACAAAUACUAAAAAAAGGGAGUAGGUCAAACAAGAAAAGGAAUUUCAAACCGAGUGGUAUAAAAAAAGGUCAAAUAGUUUGGCCCUGUUUCAAACCAAGUAAUACCAAAAAAAAUUCAUGUAUUUUGGCCCUGUUUCUUUAAAAAGGGGCCUGUAUAACUUAACAAGAGCGUCCAUAUGGCUUUUAUUGGUCAAUUAGAAAAAAUCCUUGAAAUGCAACUGAGGGCACAAUGCUGGUUGAGUUGCAAAAAGGAGAUAAUUUAGCGUUUUUCCUUGUGCUGGUGCCCUCGCUUAGCUUCUCAUGUCCUACGGCUUCAUGGCCUCUUGCUGCUCACAUUUUUCCAAUGCCACUUCACUUAAUUCGGAAAAAAAUACACCAGAUUGUUUGUAGUACAGCAGAAAACACACUACUCUUGAUCCUGUACUUAUAUCCUGGACCCAUACUUGGGUCAAAAAGUAGCUAGUCAUCCAGAAUAAACAUUUGUAACUCACAGAGGUUAUUAUUCAAUAUCAACAGCCAAAAAAAAUUCAUGGUUGGAGCCCAAAUUUCCUACAGAAUGUUUCUUUAUGGCGAUUGAAGCACAUCAUUUGGCUCUGUUGCCGGCAUGUAGAAGACAUUCACGCAGGCAGAGAGCUCACCGUGACUUAACACGCAUGAUUGAGCAUCUAGAAUCACAUGAGAGUGAAUGGAUGGAAACGCCGAUGGCCUCUCGAAAUAAAAGCUUGUUGAAAAAAUGGAGAGAACAAAUCAAGGUACUUCCAGGUUUUGUUUUCUGAACUGAAUGUUUUUUUUAUUACCUAUUUAACCCAUUCGCUCCUGGAGAUUUUGCCCAAAAACGCGUUUUGAAGCUAGUCGAGUGGUUUUCUGGUCACUGUCGUGCCAUAAAGAGCUAAAACUUACCACAAACCGGUUUACAGGUCGUGCACUUGGCGGCCUUCUGAUCCAGAUGCAAAAUAUCAGCUUGCGAAGUUCGGGCAUGCGCAGAAAGCAAAAUUUCGAGAAAACCCAAAAAUUUUUUUGGGUUUAAAAGUGACACAGCAGUCUUGACUUUUACUUUUCGCUUUCUCUCCUCCCUUCUUUUUUCGCUUUUCUUGCCUCAUUUUUUUUUUCUCUUGCUGGGCAUUUAGUAGGCUUCAUUUUGGUGGGAGGAGUUUUUAGGAAAGCUUUUAGGAUCUUAGGAUUAGGUGAAAGGAAAGGUAGGUGGGUAAUGGAACAAGAUUUUCAUGGAGAUUUUCAGGUCCUUAUCACGUGGUUUUUUGCUUCUUUCUCCGGUGUCCUUGACUGAAUUGUGCUCAUUCUGGUAUGGUUUGAAAGAUCUCUUCACUCUGCACAAGUUAGCGAAGAAAGUUGUCCUUGACCGUUAAAACUGAUGACGUCACAAAGGGUAGAAAGGACCUGGAUCCGCACGGGCGGUUACGGGCGGUUCAGGGGCAAAUGGGUUAAGUAUUUAACUAAAAGUCUAAGGAGGAUUCCAUUUCCAUGUUUUUCAAUGAUUAGUUCAGAUAUCGACUAGACAAAAUUAUAGUUUUACUUUACAAACAAGUAAAGUUUUACCUUAAAAUAAUGUUGUCUUUAAAGACGAUUAUUGUGCAUGGUCAUAAACAGCAGAGCUGUUCGCAUUUUAAGGUGAACUUAAAAUUUGGUCAUUUCACGUCGGCAAAGAAAUUUAGAGAAAAGCGUAAUAUAUGUGCAGUGUUGUUGCUUACUUUUCUCAUUGACCUUCCCGUUGAGGUCACCGUCUCAGGGCGCUUUCCAUUUGCUAGAACUGACCGGCCAGGACCAUUCCAGUCAUAAUGAGAAUUUCACGUUUAAUAAAAACAAUCCAGUCAGAUCAGUCAGAUCCCAAAUAGCAUGCACAAUAACUCUUGGAAAAAGCAGUUAUCAUUAUCAAAAUGACUGAUCUGGCCGGGCCGGUCAGUUCUGACUUUUGGAAAGCGCCCUUAGUUUCGUAAGGUUUCUCUUAAAAACACCUUCUACGGCUAAGCUCACAUGAUGUUACGGGUGCUCAGAACGGAAAGCUAAAAAUAACGCUAUAAAUUUUUGGUGAGAUGUAACAGGUGAGUCUUCAUUUUCUACAGCUGCUUCCAAACGUAAUAGGGAGUUUUAUUUUUUUGGAGGACGUAAACACAUGGUCACAACAACAAAUCACUCUUUUCUUUCUCCUUCUAAAUUUGUGUUUGGUCCCCGAUAAUUCAGUUCCAGGAAAAUUUACCAACAUUUGACGUUUUAAACAAGCUGAAAUAUUUACGACAAAAUCUGAAAAAAUGCGAAGAUGUUUUAACACUAACGUUUUCGCUUCUGUCACCGUUGUCGUUGCUAAAGCCCCCUGCCGCUAAUGAGAGCCCUGUCGUAGUCUCCCUCGCAACGAUGUUUGUCCCGUCACGCCAACAACGGCUGCGAGGGAGGCUAGUCCUGCUAGAGUGGUAGCCAUUAAGAGCUGAACGAGACUGGGUUUAGCCGAGAACCACAUAUUAAAAACAGGGAUACCCUAAAAGGAAAGGGUUUCUUUGGACCAUACCUACUCUGUUGUUUAGCGAAUAAAACUAUUUUUUCCAAACUAUGUUGUAUUUUUUGCAGAAAAUUGAGAAUGGAAAGGCCUGUUCGGACGUUGUUCUCCAAGAUGAAGAACUUUUGCGUGGUUGUUUAAAAUUCUAUUCAUUUUUGGUUACUUGGAUUUUAAAGCUCCUCAACCCGAGUAAAAAUGAGUAAGUUCAUUGCAUCAAUAGCAGAUAGACAGGUAUAAAGCCUGAAACCAGGUGUGUUAGUGUAGGUCAGAGUUCUCAGUUUUCUUGUCCGUUUUUGGGAAAAAGAUUGAUUUUGUUAAUAUUUGUAUCAGAAUAGUGUUUUCUGCUGCUCUCACCCACACUCCAGAUUAUGGUAUAUGGUGGUAAUAAUUCCCUUCUUAAUUUAGCAUGUUUAUACUUCUGAAUUGUAAAAGGUUUUUAAGAAUAGACCUUUUUACCGAUUCGGCGGCCAUAUUGAAUUAAUUCGAUUUAAGGAGUAUUAUAGGAUGCCCAGGGGGCAUGAGCACAUUUCGUUUGUAUUUUACGAGCGUUUUUCGGGGCAUUUUUUCUCAAAGUUUUGUUAGAAUAAGAUUGUAGUGGGAAAAAAGAUCGUUGUGGCGUUUUUGGAUAUAAUAAUGAUCGCCUUUUUCCCGAGAAAUAUACAGUGAAAGACCAUAUUUCUAAUACUAAGCUAGAAAAAGGCGAUGAUUAUUACAUCCAAACACAGCAUAAUUAUCUUUUUUCCAAUUAGAAUCUUAUUCUAAGAAAAUCUUAAGAAAAAAUUUCCCGAAAGGCGCUCGUACAAACAAACAAACAAAAUGUGCUCAUGCCGCCUGGACAUCCUAUGAUACUCCUUGUUUCUUCCUGCUAAAUUAUUUUUGUGGCGUUCCUAUGGAGUCUAUUCUCACAACAUCAAGGCACGGUUGCUAGGGUACUUCAAAUAAGGGAAAAUGAACUAUGCCGGGAACACCGAAAUCAUAAGAAAAGAAAAUGUUUGUGUAUUGCUUUGUGUAUUACCGUUAUACCUGAAUCUGUUCUCAUGAAUAAGCAAACAAAGUAUGUUACAUGGUGGUGUACAGCAGUUGUAAUUUAUGUCUCUGUUCAUCGUCCAGACUCAGACUUCCUCUUCCACAAAACAUUGCAAUGGAACUUGCAUCGCUUCCUGAUUACUAUGUUAGUGAUGUGGCAGAGUUUCUUCUAUUUGUCAACAUGUAAGUACAUUAUCAUUCCUUUGUUUACUCUUCUUUACAGAAUAAUUAAAGCUAUGAUAGUACUGUCUAUACAUUAUAUUGUUCAACAACUCACCAAAGUAGACACUAAACUAGGGGUCAAUGUAAUAAAGCUUUACAGUUAAACCAGGUCAAGCGUUCCCGUCGCUAACGAACUAAUGAAUUCAUUGAUGGAAAAAUGAUUUCGUUUGUUGAUUCUAUAAUCCAUUCAUAAAAUGAAUAAUCCAACAGUCAAAUUGUACCUCGAUUCAAUAAUUAAAUGUUGAUUUGGUUUAUGAACAAAAUCUACCUGUUCUUUAUUCUUGUCUGUUGUGUUCAAUCGUAUUUGCUUCCCUUUUCCUUUCGUUUACGAUUGCGUUUUUCAUUGCCUUUAAUCAAAAUAACAGCUAGAAUAGACAGACCGCAAACGCAAAGAAACUGACAAAGGCCGAGGAUCGAAAUCCACCAAUCACCGCACAUACACUGACCUCAGUUUGACCGUCGUGUUUUCUAAGAGGUCAGGCCUAGGUCUGUUGCACUGAUUACUGGCAGCAAACUGGCGUACAGGUAACAGUUUGUUUGGGUUUGAACUUCAGAACUCGCCAGCAGUCGACUCUCAGAAAAAAAAAGAGGAAAAAACAAAAUUCUGAGGUCAACUUGUGGAAAGUGUAGUUUUUCAAAAAAACACUAAUCGAAUCAACAUUCGAUUAUGGAAUCGACGCUAAAUAUGAAUAUUGGAUUGUUCAGUUUAUGAAUGGAUUAUUGAAUCAACAAACGAAAUCAUUUUUCCAUGAAUGAAUUCAUUAGUUCGUUAGCGACGGGAACGCUUGACCUGGUUUGACUGUAACAAGUGUAGCCAUUGUUGAAGGGUCUGAAAACAAUAGCUAUACUUGUAAAUGUUUUAUUGAAUUGACCCCAGAUAAAAUGUUAGAACUUCUAAAUGUAUUGAAGGGGGAAAGUUUUAAGAGAAUAUUGUUCAUGAAGACCUAUCAUCUUCGCAAAUGGAAGACUACUUUUAUCGUUUGAAUAUACUGAAGUACACUUUUAAGCUAUUCCUCUCAAUGCGUACACAAUGUAGAUAAGUAUUGUUGUUAAUAACUACAACUGAAUGUAUUGUUUGUUGUUUAUUAGGCAUGCCUUUUCAGUCCUUGAGGAUCCUGUUAUGAAUGACAUUGUUACUUUCCUUCUGGUGUUUGUGUGUUCACCAAACUACAUAUCCAAUCCUUAUCUUGUGGCAAAAAUUGUUGAGGUAUGUAAGUUUGAUUUACAAUUCAUUUCCUUUUUAACACCGGCAACCUUCACUUGACCGACCAUGAUAGCAGUCAGUGAGACUCUGAUUAACGAUAUGAUAGAUCAGGGGUUGUUAAUUUUGGUACUGCUAUUUUGAUUAUACUAUUGUUCCUUCGCUCUUAGAGGAAAAAAGCUUUUAUGAAUGUCAAAAUUAACUUUAUUUUGUUUCAGUAGUUUUUGUAGCCUGCCUGCGGUUUGAUCAAUUUUUAUUUUUUUAAACCAAUAUCUCGCCCUGGUCUGUAAACUUUGAAAUUGUGCUAAAUUUGACGAAAAGCGUUCAGUCGUGUAGUAUAUUCACCAACCUAACCCCAGCCUCUUCCAAGCCUGCAGAGUGGGAUAUUUUCACUGUUUUGAAUAAUGUUUCAGGUUUUGUUUGUUAUGAAUCCCAAUAUUCAACCAGCUGCUUUGAAGAUUCAUGAGAUGAUCCUCUCUCAUCCACUGGCCAUGGAUAACUUGGCUCCAGCGCUAAUGAAUUUUUACACAGGUAUGUGGGUACUCAGCUUUCAUAACUCGUUGUCAAUUUACACAUACCAUCGCUAGAAAGUUGAAGAAUAUUAAAUGUAAUAUUUUCAUCAAUUUUCCACUGUAGAUCUCUCUUUUGUCUCGGACUACAAUGGGCUUAAAUGAAAUGCAAUGUAGUUGGUCAUACAUGACCACACAGACUUUCAGCUAAAAGUCUUAUUAUGUCAAAAUAAAGGUUGAUUGGUUACUUAGGGCCUGUUUACAUGGAGGUGGGGGACCCCAGGUAGGUGAGGUAACCCGCUUAGGUGAGGUAAAAAAAUAACCCUCCUUUACAUGCAAUCUUACAACCUCGCCUUCCCGGAGUGCACUUUCUCAAGAUUAUUGAAUGGUCGCUAAGCACGUAAACAAGAAAAAUGCUGGCAAGCCACGAGUUUUGGCGAUUAAUGCACUUCUUCACUCACUUGUUGCUCUUGCUGCAACCCGUCAGUGCAAUAGCUUUCUGUUGUUAACUUUAAUCAUAAUGCAAAGACACCGCGAAAGUGAAUUUUGCGCGAAUUUGAUGUAUCACGAAUCCGACCCCGGCCAGGCGGGUUACCCCACCUUGAAACGUUUACAUGACAAAUUGUGACCCCGGCUGAGAGGGUAACCCGGUCUGGUAGACCGGGCUACCCGCCUUGGCGGGUCACCCCACCUAUCAUGUAAACGUGAUCAAAUGAAAAUGAGAGAUUAUAUGGACAGGCGGGUUACCCCACCUAAGCGGGUUACCUCACCACCUCCAUGUAAACAGGCCCUUACUCAUACUUUACCUACCUUCCCACCUACCUACCUACCUACCUACUUACCUAUCUAUUUACUUACCUGCCUACCUGCCUACCUGCCUAACCUAACUAACUAACUACCUACCAACCUAAUUACGUACCUGCCUGCCUACCUAUCUACGUAACUAACUACUUACCUACUUACCUUCCUACCAACCUACCUACCUACCUACCUACCUACCUACCUACUUACCUUCCUGUCUACCUACCUACCUAACUACCUAACUACCUACUUACCUACCUACCUACCGGUACCUACCCACCUAACUACUUACGUACCUACCUACUUACCUACCUACCUACCUACCUACUUAGCUGCCUGUCUACCUACCUACCUACCUACCUACCUACCUACCUACCUACCUACUUAUCUACCUAACUUACCUGCCUGCCUGCCUACCUACCUAACCUAACUACCUACCUACCAAUCUACUUACCUACCUACUUACUUACCUGCCUGCCUACCUAACUACUUACCUACUUAUCUACCUACCUACCUACUUACCUUCCUACCUACCUAACUACGUACCUGCUUACCUACCCUACUGACAGACCGACUUUAACUUACCUAUCCUCCUACCAACCUACUUACACUCUUACCUACCUACCUAAUUACCUUCCCACCGGCCUUCCUACAUGCUCGCUUGGUUGCUUACUACGAUAGUGUGGGUAUUAACAUCGCCAUUUCCAGGGCACCAUAUUUGCCCUUGAAAGACGCACAAACUGGUGGUCAUUGUAGUUACAUUUACACAGUUUAUCAUUGUCGGCUCUAAGCUGUUUUCUAUCCUGGCAUCGGUUAAGUAAAAAGUCGGAAAUCAUUGUCCACUGCGGAAAUCUCUAUCCACUUCUUAUCAUAUUAGUUGAUAUACAUGUUAAUGAUUUGCUCUCACUUCGUUUAACUGAUAAUUUCCACUUAAUUUCUUCUUUACAGAUGUCGAAACAACCGGCAGCUCAAAUGAGUUUUACGAUAAAUUCAGUAUACGAUAUCACAUCUCUAUCAUAAUGAAAAGUUUAUGGGACAAUUUGACUCAUAGGCAGGCAAUUAUGAAGCAAAGCAGGUAAGUUAAGCUGUCAAACCUUGCUUAUGGCUUUUGAUGUUGAACUUCUGUAUAACUCGGGUCAAAGCCUAAAUUCGCCAGUUGGUCUGAGAGCCUAAUGCACCUGCGCUGUGUCUUUCUGUGUGACCGCAGGCUCAUUUAAUUCAGCGCAAUUAUGUACGCGUGAGCACUGAAAUAAUGCACAGCAACUCGAUUGAGAGACUGAGCAAUUGACUCUCUAUGGAGGAGUGGGUGAUUUCUGGAAAGAGUGUCCUGUAAACAGACAUGGAACGUUAAAAAUUCUUGCGUGGAGUUAAUUGUCGUACAGUUGCACUAUAAAAUAAGGAAAAAUCGUCCAUUGUUGUGGAUGUUGGAAAAAUUCUCUUCCUCAAAGGUCAAUUAAUCGGCAGCUUAAGUCGAGUUACGGUUCAUUUUUUCAGUGUUCAUGCGUACAGAGUCUCCCUAAACUGAAUUGACGAAGGCUUCGAGUACUUCGCUAAGACUGGAUAUUUACGCUAUGAAAGCGUCUUUUUACCAUCAUAUGAGGAGGUUUUUCGUGUUACAUAAUUGUUUGCACAGGUUACUAUCACAAGAGUCUGCUUUCUUCCUGAGCCUAUAUUCAAAGCAUUAUGCGUAUAGUGAUGUUUGGUAAAUCAACGCUUGUUUGUCGUAGGACGGAUCAGUUCGUUCGUUUUGUGAACAUGUUGAUCAAUGACACGACGUUCCUGUUGGAUGAAUCACUAGAUUCACUGAAGAGUAUCAAUGAAACUCAACAGAUGAUGGCUAAUGUGGCCGAGUGGGAAGGACAACCAAGAGUAAGUGUCCUGAUGAUCAACGUUAGGCAUUGUAAGAACUUGAGAUUUUCCGUAGUAACAGCAGUAUUUUGCUGUCAUAGGAAGUGCGUACUUCUCGGCUGAGGCAGCUAGCAACAGAUGAACGUCAGUGUCGCUCAUACCUAACUCUUGCUACUGAAACUUUGGAAAUGAUGUUCUACCUUACGAGACAUGUACAAGGACCUUUCCUCAGACCUGUGAGUAUCAGUGCUUAUUGCCUAAUCACUUGACAUACUUGAGCAUACGUAUCGCCUACUCUCCAAUGGCAAGCUGCCUGCGAUUAUUCAGUAGUACAACGUAUAUGCAGACGCUGAGGUGGCCAUAGAAAGUGUCCGUAUUAAGCGGGUUGAAUUUUAAUAGAGAAAAAGUAAGGGCUUUCUUUCCUCAGGGACAAAGCAAACUGUCCAUCAUAAUGACGUAUUCGUAAGGCGGUUUUUGACUGUAUUCAGAAUCUACACGGAGUUCACCUAAAAGUAAUGUAAUGAUAAUGAAGGCGGUGGCUGCGGUGCUUUUGAUGGGUGACGAUAGUGUAAGUGAUGAUGAUGAUAGUGGUGGUGGUGGUGGUGGUGGUGGUGGUGGUGGUUAUGAUGGGUGAUUAUAAUGAUACAGUAGUGAUGAUGAUGAUGAUAGUGGUCAGUUGAUAAGUGUAACCUUUCUUGCAGGAACUGAUCGAUCGUAUAGCAGCUAUGUUAAAUUUUAACCUUCAGCAACUUUGUGGACCAAAAUGCAGAAAUCUGAAGGUACUGUGCAACUUCUUUUUUCACUUUUAGUAAUAAUCGUCGUAGUUUUAUUGACUGGGAUAAUCAAAUAAAGCUUUUGAAACGUCCGCUUUGAGCCUCUGUACGGCAGCCUUAUAAUUUCAUCAAUUGAACUAAAAGAACCAUUUUUUUGUAUCUCUUAAAGAAACAUUGUGAGAGGUGUUCCUUGUUUAAAUGAUAUAUAGCUUUGAUUCAUUUAUAGCAUAUGGGUAACUCUCAGGGAUAUAGCCUUCGCAAUUGCCUGUUGGGAUUUUCAUUGUUUUUAACCUCACAAAUAAUGAAAAUUCUAACAGGCAAUUCGAAGGCUAUAAGCGUAUGCUGUAAAUGAAUCUACCCCUAGAAAAAUUAAUGCUAACUAGCAGAAUGGACUGAAUUGGAAGAAGGAAGUAGUUGGAAACUUUAGGAGCAUACUGUAGUUUUCUUUGUUUCUUCAUAAAAAGAAUGAGAAGAACAGCCAUUUGUAAUUGACAGUAUAACGUAUCAAAUGAAGAAUGAUCCUUGCAGUUGUGAACGCAAUUUAUGCAGUUGCGUAAGAAGCCUGAAAAAAUUUCAGGACUUAAACGGGGUUUGAACCCGUGACCUCGCGAUACCGGUGCGUUGCUCUAACCAUCUGAGGUUGUGUUCAUAUGUUCCCCUGAAAGAGAUGAAUGUGAUAGAUGUAUAUGAAAUAAAUCAUAUAAGAACUGCGGAAAUGAAAUCAAAUGAAGAAUGAUCCUGGCAGUUGUGAACGUAAUUUAUGCAAUUGCGUAAAAACAUGAAAAAAUUUCAGAACUUAUGUUAUCAGCUUCUUGCAAAAUUUGGCAUCCCAAAAUACUAAUCACCAUCGAAGAGUCAUUUUGUCCAGGAAAAAUGGCUUCUUCUGAUCAUGAUUGUUAAUGCAGUACUGAGCGAUCGUUGGCGUGUGGUUGUUUUUGUGUUUGCAGGUAAAAAAUCCUGAAAAGUAUGGAUUUGAGCCUAAGAAUCUGCUUGAUAGACUGACACAACUUUAUGUGAAUCUUGAUUCAGAAGAAUUUGCGCAGGCUGUUGCCGGCGAUCAGGUAAAAAAAAACCAACAUUUUCUUUUCGUCCACUGAGGACGUUUCAGCUUUUACAUUGCAUUCUGUUUCAUUGUUUCGUUUAGCGAUCUUACAAGAAAGAAUUGUUUGACGACGCCGCAAAACAUCUUCAAAAAACGUUACUGAAGACAGAGGUAAGUUUGGCUCUGUAUAGUACCAGUGAGAUCUUAUUUUUUAGGUGGUACUAGGUUUACAUCUUAAGACCUCGCUACACACUCGAAGACAUGUUGCAGCGACAAGUAUGAUGCUGCCACAAUACCCAAGGGUGAAGUCUAAUCAUUACGGUAAAAUACUCCUCAGUCCUGUAAGUAUGUAAAUUAUUUGUAGCAGAGAUAGACAACCUGAGCCUGCGGGACAGGCUUUUAUUUUUGCGCGAGUCGAGCGUGGAGAGCGAGAGAGGCGCGCUCCACGCCCGGCGUCUUGGGCUUGCCUUUGUUCGCCUGAAAAACGCGAAAAAAGAACGCCUAAUGCGCAGACGAGAAAGCAAAUGCGACUGGCAAAAUGUGAGACAUUUUGCUAUUGGUAGCAUAAAGCAGACCAGUUUUUAAGGAAUUUGAUUCGUCGCUGUAAUCAGAUUUCGUCUACGCGACCCGGCGCUUUAUCGGGUAUGUCUCACAGCGAGAACUUUUGCUGCCAGUUUGAGUUGAGUUUAAUAUUCUUCAGUAUUUCUCAGUCACAAGUUGUAUCGCAAAAAUUAACAGUGUAUUUUUCAUCUGCAUUUUCCAGUCAGAAAUUUGUCGUUUCAAGGCUUUUGCGGCUAAAGUGGAAAAAAAAGUGGCAGAAAACGCUGCCUUAGAAGAGGAUUAUGACGAUGCACCGGACGAGUUUAAAGGUGAGUGUGUUAUCUAUUGCCACCCUGAAAAUCUAGUUAAAUCAAAUUAGCGUUGUAAACUACAUUGUACAACCUCCUCCCCCCGCCUCCCCCCUUGCCAUCUUGGCUUGUUAAAUAGUGUUUGGACCUCCGUGGCACCCAUGAUCAUCUGUAGACCGCUAUAUGGCAUGGUGCUCGCAUAGCACUGACAAACCGUAAAAGCUAUACCCAAGUGAUCGGCCAGCGGCUUACAAUGGAGCCUCAGCAUCAGUAGCAAUACAACUUCUGCAUCAUUGAUUAAGAUAUUUCUUUGAGUUGUGACAGUUAUUUGUGUCCCUGUUUUGUGACAGACCCGUUGAUGAUGACUCUCAUGCAAGAGCCUGUAAUCCUACCAACCAGCGGAAAAAUCAUGGAUCGUCCAGUUAUUACACGGCACUUACUAAACUCAGACACUGAUCCAUUUAACAGACAACCACUUACCACUGAUAUGCUGAAACCAGGUCAGUAUGGAUUUACCAGUUGUUAUAAUUCUAUCAAGAUAUUUUUGUGAUAACGCACAAUUGCUCCUUUGCCGUUUUCUUCUUCAGUAAAUACACAAUGGCAUUUUGUCAAAAAGAAUUUUCUGUAUAAGAUGCAGCCCUUGCCUGUUUAACAUUGAUUUUGUUCGUUUGCAGCUACUGAACUCAAGAUGCAAAUAGAGAAAUGGCUGAAAUCAAGAAGAAGCAAGUCAAAGUGAUUAAAAUACAAUUUUGGAAUGAAGGAAACGUUAGAGCAAAACAGUGGAAUUUAUUAAAGGGCAGGUCCCCUGUUUUAGCCUUUGCUUACUUGCAAUAAUUAUUUCUUUUCUUGAAUUCGCUUUUCAUUUUUUUUUCUCACGAACAGAUGCCGUGUUUUGUUGUUGAGACAGCUUUAGUUAUUGACUGAUGGAGAAAAUGUCUAUGAUUAGCCAGUCCUACAGACUGCUGUAAAAGGUUGUGACUCCAACCAAAGUUUUUAAAAAGUCAUUUUAUUAGAGCUGCAAGGUAUAAUUGUAGUUUGAAAAAAGAAACUAUUUGAGGUACAAUUUACCACAAACAAGACUAACUACCCUAAAAAGUACAUUAUUAAAGGUGACUAUGUUUUGUUUCUUUAACUUCGUAGUUGAUUCAGUUGUUGACUAGUAAGUCUAGUAAAGCUGUUUAAACCACGAAGUAAAGUACAAAAAGUAAAGGAAAACUUAUUUCGACAGGGUGGUCCAUUCAGCUCGGAGGCUGGUCUCCAUAGGGUCCCUGAGUCUUAAAAAAACUACUUUACGUUAAGAAUUUGUAAUUAGUACAUUUUAAAAAGCUCAGCGUAAAAAUACAAUGAUAGCACUUAAAACCGC
Molecule: messenger RNA, 30335 nt
Organism: Porites lobata
Lineage: Eukaryota; Metazoa; Cnidaria; Anthozoa; Scleractinia; Poritidae
Source: the annotation of a GenBank genome assembly